Molecule: messenger RNA, 1533 nt
Organism: Rana temporaria (common frog)
Lineage: Eukaryota; Metazoa; Chordata; Amphibia; Anura; Ranidae
Gene: RASL10A
Product: RAS like family 10 member A
Exons: 4
Coding region: 193-846 (217 amino acids)
Molecular function (GO): GTPase activity; GTP binding
Source: RefSeq, a predicted model, not a curated record
GCUCAGCAAGAAUAAAACAAGGGGAGGAGGGGAAAGGUAUACAGUCUCAGGAAGAUGCUGGCUUGGAUGUGCUGUCGCUGUCCCUGGUACUAAAGGUUAAUGGUUGCAUGUCAAGUUUGGGCGCAGAAAAGCACAGGGGAUGUCAGAAUUAGGGUGCCCCAUGAUUUCAUGAUGCUGAGACAAUAGCUGCUGAUGGCUGCAGAUGUAAGAACAGGUGAUAGGUGCAGGUGUGCUUGUAUGAAGAUGGUGCAGGUGCAGGUGCAGGUGGCAGUGCUAGGGGCACCUGGGGUUGGCAAGACCUCUAUCAUCCAGCAAUUUGUAGCCCAUGAGUUCCAGGAGGAAUACACCCCAACUGAGAGUAGGCAGCUGCACAGAGCCUCUGCAGUGCUCAGCGAGAGGAUGUAUGAGCUGCUCAUCCUGGAUUUACCCAACCUACCCAGAUACCCUGGACCUGCAGGACAGGAGUGGAUGGAUCCACGUUUUCGGGGGCUCCGUAACAGCAGAGUCUUCAUUUUGGUGUUUGACAUCUGCAGCCCUGAGAGUUUCCACCAUGUGAAGCAGCUGAGGCAGCAAAUCUUGGACAGCACAAGUAAGCCCCCAGUGAUUGUUGUGGUUGGAAACAAGAGAGACAAGCAGAAGCUUCGAUUCGCCCCACGACAUGCUCUCUCUGUACUGGUGAAGAAGAACUGGAAAUGUGGAUACCUGGAGUGUUCGGCUCGCAAUAACUGGCACAUCCUCUUACUCUUCAAGGAACUUCUCAUCAGCACCACUGCAAGAAGCAGAAUCAAAACUCCCAGCAUCUGCCUGCAGGGAGCACUGCAUAGAGAGCGCUGCAGCGUUAUGUGAGCUAACUAGUUUAGAAGCAGAAUUGCCUCAAAGUUACAAAGACACUGCCAUCACUAAGGGGGUUCAAGCUUCUAUGUUAGAUAUGAGGUCUCCUCAGCCAUGUGCUGGAGUGAGGAAGCCGCAGUCUGUAUGUCUGUAAGACAAGGGCUCCACAGCCAAAUCGCAGACCUCUGAACAUGCAUAGAAGCAAGUAAUCUUCUGUCAUGUCACAUAAAAAGAAAAGGGCUCCCUCAUUAACACUGAGUAAAGCACUGCCAUACCAGUGACCACUCAUUAUAUACCAGCAAGACUUAGGGGUUUAUGUUCAUUUACAAAUAAUGUUAAAGCAAUUUUAAACCUGAAACCAAAAUAAUAAUAUAUUGUAGCUUACCAAUCUAAGAAUGUGGUGGCUGCAUUCGUUUUCUUAUUAAAGCUCCAUUCCCUUUAUUUUCCUCUGAUGAUUUGGCCAGUAACACACUUCCUGCCUAAGGGUGUCUCCAUUCUAUAAAGGAGCAAUGGAGACAUCUUUAAACAGCAUCAUAGUUAAUCCAGGGGGAGGGUAGUGUUAGAUGCUCUAGCAGAUUUACAUGGACUUGACUAAAUUAAUGCCAAACUCAAGCUAACACUUUUAGGCCGUUACAGUAAACAGUUCUUUACCUUUUGGGAUAAAGUUUUACAUAAAUGAAUAAAAUCAGAUCAUUGUAAGUA